CUUCUUUCUGGGACCCAACUCCCAAUCGAGAGUGCCAGGCACGACCAGGACAGGAUUAUCAUUUGCUUUCUGUUUGACGACCAUUGUCGCGUUUUGUUGCAGUCCAGCUGGCAGGCGAGGAUGAACCUCUUGCUGAUUGCUGAAAAGAACCACAGCCCUCCGCGUUGAAUCCCUCGACUUUCCACUUCCACGUCUUUGAACCUCCUGGAGAGAGCGCCUCGAGAGCUUGCUGCGAUCGCCCCGCGAGCCAUGUUCCGACACCUCUUGUCGUGAUUCGACUGCAAACAGAUCUGCUUUGCUCCCACCAACCAUGGCGAACUCAUGGUCGGGCGCCCACAAUGGCCCUCCAAACAAUAACAAUUGGGAUGGAGCUCCUCAGGCCAACCCACCACCACCUCCAGUUUCGCAACCUGCUGGCUUUGCGAGGCCAUUCACACUCGCCGAAGUCUUGCCCUACACACCCUUCUCGGCGAUAGCUCCCUUUGACUCGAGUGUGCUUCCUUCGCCAUCGAUAGGUUCUGCGUCGCCCGCUCCCCCAGUAACCGACCUGAUACCAAGUCUCGACUUCGAAUCGUUAAAUCAAGAGGCUUCCACGAAUACGGCCUCGAGGUUACUACAGCAGACAGUCGGCCAGGUUCAAAGGCUUCUAGAGAGAGGAAAUAUCCCCGAAUACAAAUUCAAGACUGGACCACGCGCGACGACUUCUCCUUCACCAGCGAAACACAGUUCUCUGGCUGCGGGACUGUCACCGUUCUCGAAAAUGGUGCACGAUUCAACGUCGAUACCGUUUCGGUAUCCGACCCCAGAUACCCCCACACCCGCUGCGAAUAAUCAUCCGAACGUCAUUACCACGCCCGUUCCCACGAAACAGAAGAUUUCUGCUAAGCCGGUCAUUAAGAAAGAACCAGGCCAAGGAAAGAAACUGAGCAGUAUUCCUGCAAACACACCGGGCCCUUCUGCGAGCCCGGCCACAUCAGCGAACCAGCAGGCGCAUGCUGCGAACAAGGCGCGAUUCGAGAUUGUCUUGCCCACCAAGAAGGAGCUUGAACAGCAGGCCGGCCUUGCGAAUAUCAAGCCGCACCCUUCGUCUAAUGUGACUCCACGCGCUCCGCCUGCGCCAGUUGCUCCCCCGACUCCAGCGUAUCAUCCUCAGUAUCAGCCUCAGGUUCAACACUCACCUCAGGUACAACGCCAAGCUCAGGUACAGCAUCAACCGCAAGUACACCAACAGCAUCAGGUCCCGCAACAACAUCAGGUUCAACAACAACGCAGCCAGCAACACCCGCCGCAGCCUGCUCUCCCACCCCUCAGCUCUGCAGUAGCUACCGCGGCCUCAAGAACUGCCACGCCCCCAGAGCGGCCCGGAUCGCAAAGCAUAUCCAGCUCUCAAAAGCCAGUCAUUGCUAUUGAGCUUCCCAAGACCAAGACUUUUGACAAGAAUGAGUUUACGGUGGUUGCAGAUGAGCCUGAGGAGCCUGCCAACUUGCCAUUGAAGAAGCGGAAGCACGGUGAUAUUGAUGGUGACGACAUCUAUGGAGAGAGCUUGGAUCUUCGCCAGAGAGCUGAUGCGGCUCUUCAUGACUUGAGAGUGUUUCUUCACAACGCUUUCCAGGCAGAGAACGCUGUGCUUGCCCGAAGGCAAGGAAACGACAUGGUGGUUUUGGUUUCUGAGAACGAAGCUACCCUGACAGCAACCGCACAAUCCAAGGCGCAGGCCCUGCUGGGCAAGACGAUCACCUUGAACUGUUUCAAGACUGCGCCUCUCGAGGAGCUACUUCACCUCAUUCGGCUUUCCGAAGGUGCUUUAAAGCUGGCCGAAACGCUAGACAUCAAGGUUGACGAGACCUGGGUAGCUGCCGAUGUGGAGCAAUGGCUGAGCCAGCUGCCCUGGUUAGAGAUGGCGAUUCGGGCUGGCCGCACGUCUCUGAGAAUCAUGUGUGGCGGCCGUCAAGAAAAGCAGCUUUACUCCCAAGACACAAUAGAACACUGUCUUGACCUGUUCAAGCGUAUCAUUGACGGCAUCGUUAUUCCGAUUGCCGAGUUGAGAGCCACCCCAGGGGCUAACGAACUCUUCAAGACGUUGGCUCAGAACAAGAAGAAGAUUGUGGCCUUGUUCAACGAUUGCCAGAAGCUGUUUUCUAUCAUGGCGACUUUGAUCUCGUCCAUCGACACCUCGGACGCGGUGACAAACACGCUCGAGUUCACUGCCUCGCGGCUCAUCUUUAUGGAGACGGCACAUGCAGAAAAGGACUCCGUCAUUGACACACAAAAGUUCGAUGGACUUCGUUUGGUCGCUAUGGAUAUGCUUUCGCAGAUUUUCCUGCUGAACCCUGAGCAGCGGAAGGGCAUUUUCAAUGAGAUUUUGAGCUCGUUGGAGAAGCUGCCGCUUGGGAAGAGAGCGAGGACUUUCAAACUUGUGGAUGGCACGAGUAUCCAGCCAGUGUCUGCUCUCAUCAUGCGGUUGGUUCAGACCAGUGCUGGCAAGGUUGGCGAUGCGGGUCGAGGAAAGGGGAAUACUAUGCCUGUCGAGGACGAGGCGGCCGAAGGCCCCAGGCGGCUGCCGCAGUCGUUUUCCAUUCAGGAUGAGGAGCACGGUGCCUCGCAGCAUCGUAUCGCCAUUCAAGAGCUUGACGACGUUUCUGAGGCCUUGAUCAAGACAGCCACCAACAGCGCCUCAGACGUUGUCCAGUUUAUUGUGAGCCGAGCGCUCAAGUCGACCAAGUCCGGUGAUACGCCGUAUCGCAACCUCCUUGACAUGUUUGUGGAGGACUUUGCUCUCUGUCUUGACAAUCCCGACUGGCCUGCGGCGGAGCUGUUGCUUCGAAUCUUUAUGCAUCUGAUGUUUCAGCUCAUCGAGAAUGACAAGCAACCCGUCACUGCGAAGAACAUGGCUCUGGAGCUGUUGGGAAGCAUGGGUGCCGCUGUUUCCAAGCUCCGCGGGCAUGUGAGGAAAGGUGUCAGCAGUCUCGACACGCAAGACAGCGACGGCCUGGGGUUGUUCCUUUCCGACUUGGCUGCUGCGGCGCUGGAGCUCAAGUCUCGCCCGGAGCAGAUGGUGGCGUGGACUGGGCCAUAUCGUGCUACGCUUGAGCACCUCGAGAGCCGCUUCUCAGAGGAUCCUCAUCUGGCGAGUGCCAUCUCUUUCUUGGUUUCCGACUGGGCAAGCAAGACAUGCAAGACCUACGACGACUAUGAAGACGAUGUUGCCGAGCGUGAUCAUGAGCUUGGCCGACUCGCCUACAGGCUCCGGGAAAUGAUACACGAUCGUCAGUGGCUGUCGAGGGAGUAUUCUUUUAAAGACAUCAGCCAGAGCUAUGCGAGGCUGUCUUACUCGAUCACCCUCUUGAGGUCCCCCCUCUGUGAGGCCUUCAAUACGAUUCUGAACAUUCUUCUCAACUCAAUGGCUAGUGACCAGCCGACGGUACGAAGCAAGAGUUUGAAGAGCGUCAACCAGGUCCUGGAAACGGACCCGUCCAUUCUGGAUGGAGAUUCCGUGGUGGUGCAGCUCAUUCUGAGAUGUUCCAACGACUCGUCGACGCAGGUGCGUGAUUCGGCGCUUGGGUUGAUUGGCAAGUGCAUCAGCAUGCGGCCGGCGUUGGAGGAGCAGAUUACCCCCACGGUUGUGGAGCGGUUUAAUGAUGCUGGGCAUGGUGUUCGGAAGAGGGCCAUGAAGCUUGCCAAGGAUAUUUACCUUCGCAACAGCAACCGGACGCUGAGGAGCACGAUUGCGAAUGGGCUGCUGCAUCGGAUUCAGGACCCGGAGGAGAGCGUCAGGGAGCUGGCCAAGCAGGUGAUUGAGGAGAUAUGGUUUGCCCCUUUUCACAGCGGCCAGACCUCGGCCGCGUCCAAGAUUUCUCUUGCGGAUCAUGUUUCGCUCAUGGUGCAGACGGUGAACCGGGGCAAUGUUGUCAGUGUGCUGGAUAAGGUGCUUCAAGCACUGCUGGCGCCGAGCAACAAGACGGCGCAGGCUUCGUUGGAGGUCUGCACGAAACUGGUGGAGAGCAUGUUUGACCUGGUUGACAGCUCGGAUCCGGAGGACACGACCAAGCCUUCGGGAAGAGAUGUCUUGCAGAUUCUGAUGAUUUUUGCAAAGGCGGAAGCUAGUCUCUUUACGUUUGAGCAGUUGCGGCUGUUGAGGCCUUAUAUCAGCAGCAUCCGCAGCAACGAGGACCCGGCCGUGUCCAAGGCUGUGGUGGUUAUCUAUCGUCGGGUGCUUCCGCAGCUGUCGAGCGCGCAUUCUCAGUUCCUUACCGAGGUGCGCAGUGAGCUGAUGCCUACCAUGACGACAGUUUCACGGCCUCUGAUGAACGAGGUCAUGGCUUGCUUGUGGAUCAUUAGCGGGCUGCUCGACACUUCGGAACACAUGGCCAGGCUUGCGGCCUCGAGUUUGAGGAAUAUCCAGGCGCUGCAUGCAAAGAGCAAGACGCAGCCUCUGGAUACCCGCACCAUGCGCCAGUUUGAGCGGUACUCGCUCAUUGUCGGUAUGGCGGGCAAACACUUCAACCUCGACAGCCAUUUGGACUUUUUCAACAAGAUGUUGAAGACGAAUGGCAGCUCCGUCUCAAAGUUGAUGGUUGAUCUGGUGGUCCCUUUUGCUGCCCCGUCGUAUCAUAUGGACAUGAGGAAGGCAGCGUUGGACUCGGUGGGGCUGGUGUGUCAGGCCUGGCCGAGGAACUACGUUUCUGCAAAUGUUUACACGACGUUUCAGCACGUGUUUGACGAGCAGGUUCCGGUGCUGGAGGCGAUGGUGCUGAGGUCGUUUAAGGAGUUUUUGCUGACGGAGGAGAAGAGGUCGGAGGAGGCGGCGGAGGCGCCGACGGGGAUGAAUGGGGGGGCGAAACAGGAGAAGAAGAGGGAGUUGACUGUUAUUGGUGGCACGAACUACGACGAUGUUGCGAGUGCUACGACGCAUCGAUUCCUCAAGGAGAUUAUUCGGAUUGCUACCGCGACGCAAGACAACCAUGCUUUCCUUGCGGUGGAGGUUCUCGCCAGCAUCAACAGGCAGGGUUUGGUACACCCCAAGGAGACGGGCGUCACGUUCAUUACGCUUGAAACGUCGUCCAAUCCUAGGAUUUCGGAGCUUGCUUUUUUGGAACAUAAAGCGCUGCACGCCAAGCAUGAGACGGUUGUGGAAAGGGAGUAUGUCAAGGCUGUUCAGUCGGCUUUUGCGUACCAGCGGGACAUUGUCAAGGAUUCGCGCGGUGCGAUUGCCACCGGCAACGGGGUCUUUACUCCCAAGCUUCAUCUCCUGAUGGAGGUGCUCAAGAUCAGCAAGUCAAAGAAUCGGCAAAAGUUUCUGGAGAAGCUGUGCGGGCAGCUCGACUUUGAUGUGGGCAAGCUGGACAUGGGGGAGCGGGUGCCAAGCCAUGUGGUGUAUGCGAGGUUUGUGACGGAGUGUCUGGCGUACUUUGAGUACUUGACCGUGGGCGAGGUGGGGUGUGUGGUUGGGGCGCUGGAGAGGUUGGUCACCGGGACGGGGGCGGGCGUUGCGCAAGCGAUUGAGAUGGAGGUUUUGGGGUUUAGGGUGGAUGUUCUUGAGGAGGAGGAGCAGCAGCAACAGCAGGUCUUGGGAGAGAAUAGACAGGCUGCUGGUGCUGCUGCUGGGUCGUUGUCGUCGUCGUCGGUGAAUCAGUUGCAGGAGGCCCCUAGGGUGGAGCUUGAGAAGCUGAGGCGUCUUACGGCGGGGGCGGUGGUUUUGUUGGGUGUUUGGGAGGCGAGGACUUACCUCAGGAGGUUGUAUGGGCUUGGGAUUGGGGGGAGGAGGGAGAAUAAAGUCAAGAUGUUGGGGAAGGACUUGAGUAAGGCCCCUGUCAAGGCGCAGGGGGUGACGGGGGAGAAGUUGUGGGAGGAGAUGGGGGUGUUGGGGGAGAGGUUGGGGAGUAGGGAGGGGAUGAUGGGGGUUUGUAGGGGGUUUGUGGAGUUGAUGAAUGUUGAUAAGGAGUUUUUGGUUGGAGACGAGGAUGAGGAGGGGUUGAUGGAAGAGGGGGGGGCAAGUCCGAUGAGUGGCGGGGAGGAUGAUGAGCUGGUGGGAGAGAGGAAGAGGGGGAGGAAGAGGAAGAGUGAUGCGGGUAGUCAGGGGACGCCGGGGAAGAAGAAGAGGGGUAGGAGUGGGAGUAUGGGGGGGCAACCUAGGAAGAGGGGACGGCCGAAGAAGGUUGCUAGGGAGGAGGAGGAAGGGGAGGGUGAGGAGGGGGAUUGGUUUUAG
Podospora pseudocomata is the source of this 6205-nucleotide messenger RNA. RefSeq names its product Sister chromatid cohesion protein 2 (gene SCC2). The record is from RefSeq and is a predicted model, not a curated record. The coding region runs from base 311 to 6205 and encodes 1964 amino acids. Gene Ontology annotation, biological process: establishment of protein localization to chromatin; establishment of mitotic sister chromatid cohesion; regulation of gene expression. The transcript has 3 exons. Gene Ontology annotation, cellular component: Scc2-Scc4 cohesin loading complex. Lineage: Eukaryota; Fungi; Ascomycota; Sordariomycetes; Sordariales; Podosporaceae. Gene Ontology annotation, molecular function: chromatin binding.